AUGUUGAUCCAAGGGGAUUUCGCGGUGGUCAUGCUCAUAGAUACGCCCGGGUUUGAUGAUUCGAGCAAGAGUGAUACCGAGGUUCUUGAGGAAAUUGCUAUGUGGCUCUCCGAUUCGUACAAGAACGAUAUUCGCUUGGACGGGAUUAUAUAUCUCCAUCGGAUUUCAGAUGUUCAAAUGCAAGGCUCAGCUCGAAGAAAUCUGGUCACUUUCAAUAAGUUGUGCGGCGAGGGUGCUCUGAAGAGAGUGAUUCUUGCCAGCACCAUGUGGGACAUCACCCGCGAGGAAGACGCAGUCAUGCGUGAACAGGAGCUCAAGGAGACCGACCACUUUUGGGGAUGGAUGCUCUCCCAGGGUAGCUCCUGUCACAGGUACAAUAACACGCCAGAGUCUGCAAGGCAGAUCGUCCUUUCAUUGAUAGGCCGCGGAGAUCCGAUCGUCACAGACUUGCAAAUACAGAUGGUUGAUAACGGACUCAGCUUAGAUGAGACUGCGGCCGGGCGAGAUCUUAAUGCGGCCCUUCGGAAAGAGAUUAGAAAGUUAACCCAGGCACAAAGAGCCCUUGAGGAGGAGAUCAAAGCAGCUGGAAAGGCUCAUGACAAAAUGACACAAGAAGCUUUGAAAGUGGAGCGUGAUCGGAAUAGAAUGAUGCUUGAAAAUGCGCAGAACGGUACCAAAGCGCUAAAUGCAACAAUGGAGACUAUGAUGGCCAAAAGAGAUCAAAGACUCGCCGAAAUGAAAAAGGAGAUCUGUGAUCUUCAACAAAGAGAAAAGGAACACCUUCGGCUCGUGAGAGAACAGGCCUUAGCCCUCGACAGAGAGAGGUCCGCGAGGCAUGAAAAUAAACAGCGACAGCAGAGCACAGUCCCGCAGUCAAAUACAAACACUCCCCAGAAUGAGAGUGCAAGUCUGGUCAUGGCUGGGCAGAACCAUAGCAUGGGAGAGGUCAAGAAUCCCCCAACCGAGAUAUGGUUCUCAAUUUCUCUCAACAGAUCUCUUUAUUUUCUAAAAAGCCCUGAGAUAUGGAUUUGCAACCUAUCCACGCCCCUCGAGCAUAUAGGUUCACGCCGGAAACGAAUAGAGUUCGGAUGUAUGGCAGUUGAGCAACCCGGAGAAUGGAUUGCUCGAUAUGGGAACGACACAUGGAAUUUCUCUCCAGAAUUCGCACAGAACUAUCCCCAUUUGCUUGAGAAAAUCGAGGUCUUCGAGAUUGGCAACCUGGAUAUAUGUGCACUUGGUCCUAACCAACAGUACUACGCCCGGUGGCUAGACGGCUCCUGGUCCUGCAAGGGCUCAUCUGAACUUGUAAAGACUAUUGAAGACCUUAUCAAGGGACAAAAGAAGAUCGUGGCCAUCUCUCUUGGCUUCGGUGAGUCAUUCAUCGUUUCCUACGAGCUAAAUACUGGGUAUAUGGGCUGGAGCUAUGAUUUCCGAGGCUAUUACCGUGGUCUAGAUCGAUUCCUCAAGAGCCAAACAAACAUUAGUAUCCAUGCAGUCACGUUGGAUCCACAAAUUCAGACAGAUUAUCUUGUGGUUUUUACAGAAAAUCGUUCAAAGGGAAGAGACAGGCCGAAGAACAAGCUACACUGUUCAAACAAGAACACUCGCCGCGCGGUAUCAGACUGGUGGGAGACAUCUAAGAGACUUCGCGAGGUUUCACGAAUGUGA
Messenger RNA from Fusarium sp. VM40, 1668 nucleotides. NCBI's taxonomy places the organism in Eukaryota, Fungi, Ascomycota, Sordariomycetes, Hypocreales, Nectriaceae. The record is from the annotation of a GenBank genome assembly.